This is a messenger RNA of Oryctolagus cuniculus (rabbit), 20748 nucleotides long. It is a transcript of the gene XRCC2, whose product is annotated as X-ray repair cross complementing 2. Gene Ontology annotation, cellular component: Rad51B-Rad51C-Rad51D-XRCC2 complex; centrosome; replication fork. Gene Ontology annotation, molecular function: ATP binding; four-way junction DNA binding; ATP-dependent DNA damage sensor activity. The record is from RefSeq and is a predicted model, not a curated record. Gene Ontology annotation, biological process: DNA strand invasion; double-strand break repair via homologous recombination. NCBI's taxonomy places the organism in Eukaryota, Metazoa, Chordata, Mammalia, Lagomorpha, Leporidae.
GCCGCGGGUCAGCGGGUGUCCUGGUCUGACUGGCUUCGGUCCUCUAGCUGUUGGUCAAUGGCGUUGGUGGCGGGAAAGUUGAGUGCCUCGCGCGCUGAGCCUUCGGGGCGAUGUGUAGUGACUUCCAUCGGUCUGAGUCCGGGACCGAGCUGCUUGCCCGACUUGAAGGUAGAAGCUCCUUGAAAGAAAUAGAGCCAUACCUGUUUGCUGAUGAAGAUUCACCUGUGCAUGGUGACAUUCUUGAAUUUCAUGGUCCAGAAGGAACAGGAAAAACAGAAAUGCUUUACCAUUUAACAGCACGAUGUAUACUUCCAAAAUCAGAAGGUGGACUGGAAAUAGAAGUCCUAUUUAUUGACACAGAUUACCACUUUGAUAUGCUUCGGCUUGUUACAAUCCUUGAGCAUAGACUUUCUCAGAGCUCCGAAGACAUCAUAAAAUACUGCCUUGGAAGAUUUUAUUUGGUGUACUGCAGUAGUAGCACCCAGUUACUUCUCACACUGUACUCACUAGAAACUAUGUUUUGUAGCCACCCCUCUCUCUGCCUUUUGAUUUUGGAUAGCCUGUCCGUGUUUUACUGGAUCGACCGGGUCAACGGAGGAGAAAGUGUUAACUUACAGGAGUCUACUCUGAAGAAAUGUUCUCAGUUCUUAAAGAAACUUGUAGAUCAGUAUCGCUUGGUUCUUUUUGCAACAACACAAAGUAUAAUGCAAAAAGCCUCCAACUCACCCGAAGAGGUGCCUUCUACCUUUAAACGUGCCUGUGAUGCAGAGGUGGACUACAGACCUUAUCUGUGUAAGGCGUGGCAACAGCUGGUAAAGCAUAGGAUAUUUUUCUCCAAACAAGAUGAUUCCAAAAGCAGCAACAAGUUUUCAUUAGUGUCACGGCAUUUAAAAAAUAACAACUUCAAAAAACUUUUUUUUAUUAUUGCAGAAAGUGGGGUACAGUUUUGUUGAUAUAUUUUGUAAGAUAGUCUCACAAGAUACUAAGUGUUACAAAGUCUCAGGCUUUCAUUCUGAAGUUUCAACCUCUGAAGGAGUUAAUAUAACAGUAUUUCAACACAGAAUGUAUUUCUUAAACCACUGCAGUAAAACUUCAGACUGUUCUAUUUCUGUAUUAUUGAAGAUUAAUCUGUAUGAUAAUAAAUUAAACUUUGUAUUGUUUCUUUUAUAAAAUAAAUAAUAUACAUAUUCCAACCUAAAUAAAACAGACUUUUAUAUAACCUUGUCUCAUAUUUUUGGGAUUCAUUUUAACUAAUUUAGGAAAGUUUAAAUGUGUUUCUAAUCAUAUAGUUCUUUAGGAAGAUGUGACUUUGGAAAGUGUUUCUGUAGAGCUGGUAUUUUCCGUAUAGGGAUGGGAACAAGGAGCUACCUUGCCAUCUGCCUUUUGGUGAAAACACCAAAGCUAUGACAUGUCAGCGCUUUCUGAUCUGAGUUUCACUGAAUUUUAAGAUGGAGUUACACUGUGAUUGAGUUUCUGUAUAAUUUAAAAUUUAAGGAAAUAAGAUAACCAUUUAAGGAACUCUGAAAUUUGUUUUGAAAUACGCAUUUUUGGGGGCUGGCAUUGUGGCUUAGCAAUUUAAGCUGCUGCCUGCAUCCCAUAUGAGUGCCAAGUGCCGAUUCGAAUCCUGGCUGCUCCACUUCCAAUCCCUCUCCCUGCUAAUAGCCUGGGAAAGCAGUGGAAGACUGUUUAAGUGCUUGGGCCCCUGCACUCAUGUGGGAGACUCAGAAGAAGCUCUUGGCUCCUGGCUUCAGCCUGGCCCAGCUCCAGCCAUUGUGGCCAUUUCGGGAGGGAACGAGCAGAUGCAAGACUUCUGUCUCCCUCCCUCUGUCUGUAAUUCUGCCUCUCAAAUAAAUAAAUAAAUAUUUAAAAAAAUUUUAAGUAACUGUUUUUAAAAAAUACUCAUUUUUUUCUUCAUUGAGUAAUAAACAAUGCUGAAACUAUAUCAGAACUGUAUGUUACUAACAUUUUGUUAUCUGUUCAGAAUAAUCAGACAUAUCUUGAAAUGAAUCAAAUCAUUUCCAUCUUGAGUGGCCAGAAUGGGGAACAUAUACGUUAAGGGAUAUACAAGAUAAUGCGUUGUGGCUGGCGCCACGUCUCACUAGGCUAAUCCUCCACCUGCGGCGCUGGCACCCCAGGUUCUAGUCCCUGCUGGGGCUCCUGAUUCUGUUGCUGCUCUUCCAAUCCAGCUCUCUGCUGUGGCCCGGGAAGGCAGUGGAGGAUGGCCCAAGUGCUUGGGCCCUGCACCUGCAUGGGAGACCUGGAGGAAGCACUUGGUUCCUGGCUUCGGAUCGGCGCUGUGGCGGCUAUUUGGGGGGGUGAACCAAUGGAAGGAAGACCUUUCUGUCUCUCUCUCUCUUUCUCACUGUCUAAGUCUGCCUGUCAAAAAACAAAACAAAACCAAGAUAAUGCGUUAUGGUAGGGGAAGAAAGUUUUAGAAAUUCUAUUUGUGUUUUCAUUGAAGAAAAUAUUAGAUUAUAUCAACAUUUGAUGUUGGGAUUGAUCCCAGUGGUCUUCACUCUGUGUGCCAGAAUGCCUUAUAUCACAUAUGUGUCCAAAUUUCUCUGGGAAAAGAAGAAGGGAUUGACAGCAGUGUUCCUAAGAGUUUGUUCAUGGGUAUGUUACCUAUUUAGUUCAAACUAAUGUAAACUGACUUGUUGAACGGCUGUUCUUGUAAAGGUUUGUUUUUUUUUUUUUUUUUUUUAAAUCCUGAAAUGAAGCCACAAUUACAGAUAAUGUUCUUCCUAAUGUGGGCAUAGCCCCACCUGUGUGCUCUGGCUCACUCAUAGUUUCCCAGAUCAGGGCUGCUUAGGGUGUCUUCUGGAUGCUAGUGCUUGCUCGGCUGCAAUCUGGACAAUCCUUAACCCUAUGAGGGGCAGAAUUUGGUAUAUAAAAACCCCAGCUCCCUUGGCCGUAAGUGAGAGGACACUGAGUUGCGAGUGUACUUCAAAAUGUGUGUGGAAUUAAAUGGAAUUAAAACAAGUUUAUUUUGUUGCAAAGAGAUUUUGAAGUCCAUUCAUAGAAUCUUCAAGAAAUUCAGGGAAAAGGUAUAUUGUAAAAAAAAAAAAAAACCUAUACAUGGAUUUAAAAGCUCUUUGCACCAAAGGAAACUUCUUUUGCUGAAUAUUUCCCAUGUUCAUUUUGAAGAAUGCGCGUGUUUCUCAGAGUGGCCCCAGGAGCCUUGAGUCCUAGUUGUUUACGGUGAUGAUCUGUUCAUUAACACAUGAGUUUUUGGCUUUGGUGCCUCCCUCCUCCCACUUCCUCACUCUCAUAGGGUUGCUUCCUGAGACUGUUUUCCUCAUAAACAGUAAUUCCUUGUACAGGAGCCGCUGUGUGUGAGGGAUAAAGGAAAACCAACUGUCCGCAGACAGCAAAAAGUCAUCAGACUAAAAGCUUUUCUGCAGUAUUUGCCCUCUAGCUACAUUAUGAAAUUUAAAACGAUGGCAGUCUAAUUGCCAAUCAAGUUCAGUUCCAUUGGAUCACAUUACUGUUGUUCACACCCACACACCUAUGUGGUCUCUAACUAGUGUUAUUACUUUGAACAUUUUAUCCAUAGUUCAUCCUUUUUCAAUUUUUAUUUCUGUAUUUUAUGACAUAAAAUGUAUAUUACAUGUAAGUAAUUUGUAAGUUUUUGAAUUGGGAAAAUAUGCUAAUUUUUCUCUCUGCUCAGUGUGUGAUCAGUGAAAUCUAUUGCUCUCUUCUAGAAUUCUGCUUCUUUCAGCUAUUAAGUAAAAGAUAGGAAAAUUUAGUUACCUUCCUUCUUAAGCUCUGUAGUGCAGUGAAGUGUGUGACAAAUAUAUAUGAAAAACUUAGCAAGUCCUAGGCAGAAGUCUAGCCUUGAAUAUGAUGAGUUUUUCCAUUUCUCCUUUAUAUAAAUGAAGUGUUAAUCUAAUGGACUGUUAUUCACAGAUUUAUCACUUAUUCUUCAGGAAUAAGAUUAAAAAAUAAAGAACUUUUACAUUAAAUUAUCAAUUGUAUAUUAAUGUGUCAGACCAAAGACUUAGUUAUCUUAAGGAGAUUUGUUAUCUGACAUGUUGGAAGGAAUUAAGAAUACUAGUUAAUAAAAUUUCUUUUAAACUAAAAGUCGCUGUAAUAAGACUUUGUGAGUGUUAUAGUAUUUGAAUAUUUGUAAAAAGAAUAAGGUUUAAAGAUAAAGGAAUAAAAAUGGCCUGUAUGAGGUUACAUAAAUAAUAGAUACUAGGGACACUGUAUAGAACCCAAAGAAUAUCCCAUUUUUAAAAGAUUCAUUUAUUUAUACAGAGAGAGAUCUUCUAUCAACGGAUUCACUCCCCAGAUGUCCACAAUGGCCAGCACUGAGCCUAGCCACAGUCAGAAGCUUUAGCCAGGUCUCCCACGAGAGUGUAGGGGCCCAAAUACUUGGGUCAUCUGCUGUUGCUUUUCCCAGGCCAUUAGCAGGGAGCUGGAUCGGAAGAGGAACAGCUGGGUCACAAACCAGUACCCAUGUGAUAAGCCAGAAUUGCAGGCCGUGGCUUUACUCACUACAUCACAACUCUGGCCCCUAUCCCAUUUAUUCUGUUUACCUGUAAGCAAGCAUCUCAAGUUCUGUGAGAAUCUAGAGGGAAAAAAUGCGUGUGAAAAUAAUUCAGUCACCUAAUAAACAGUAUACAAAAUUAAGAUAGUGCUUACCUUAUCACUUUCUUUGAAUGUAUAAAAUUUUCAACUUUAAACUAUAAAAUACUGUACUAUUAAUAUUUUUUAACACUUUCAUGCAGACUACUUUUCUCUGUAGAUUACUUAAGAAUAAGAAUAGGGACUAGUGGCCGGCGCCGCGGCUCACUAGGCUAAUCCUCCGCCUAGUGGCGCCAGCACACCGGGUUCUAGUCCCGGUUGGGGCGCCGGAUUCUGUCCCGGUUUCCCCUCUUCCAGGCCAGCUCUCUGCUGUGGCCAGAGAGUGCAGUGGAGGAUGGCCCAGGUGCUUGGGCCCUGCAUCCCAUGGGAGACCAGGAGAAGUACCUGGCUCCUGCCAUUGGAUCAGUGCGGUGCGCCGGCCGCAGCGCGCUGGCCGCGGCGGCCAUUGGAUUGUGAACCAACGGCAAAAGGAAGACCUUUCUCUCUGUCUCUCACUGUCCACUCUGCCUGUCAAAAAAAAAAAAGAAUAGGGACUAGUGCUGUGGCGUAGAGCGUUAAAUCAUCGCCUGCAGUGUUGGCAUCCCAUAUGGGUGCCGGUACAAACCCAGCUGCUCUGCUUCCCAUCCAGCUUACUGCUAAUGCGUCUAGGAAAGCAGCAGAAGAUGGCCCAAGUACUUGGGCCCUUGUACCCAGGUGGGAGACUCAGAGGAAGCUAGCCUCAGCUGUUGCAGCAAUUUGGAGAAAAACCAGUACAUGGAAGAUUGGCUCUGGCUCUCCUCUGCAGCUCUCCAAGUAAAUAAAUAAAACCUUUAAAAAAGAAAACAAUAAGGAUAAAAAUAAAGACAUUUACAAACUAACAAAACCAGAAUUUGCCAGGCCAGUGUUGGCACAGCUUGUAACAUGUGCAUUCUAUAUCUAAUGUUGGUUCAAGUCCCAGCUGCUCUGCUUUUUCAUUUUUCUUUUAAAGAUUCACUUAUCUAUUUGAAAGUCAGAGAGAGAAAGGCAGAGAGAGAGAGAUCGCCCAUCUGCUGGUCCACUCCCCAACCAGCUGCAAUGGCCAGAGCUGCGCCUAUCAGGAGCCAGGAGCCUCCUUCCGGUCUCCCACACGGGCGCAGGGUCCCAAGGACCUGGGCCACCCUCCACUGCCUCCCCAGGUCAUAGCAGAGAGCCAGAUCAGAAGUGGAACAGCUGGGACAUGAACCAGUGCCCACAUAGGAUGCCAGCACUGCAGGUGGCAGCUCCAUCUGGUACGCCACAGCCCCUUUGCUUCUGAUCCAGCUUCCCACUAAUGCACCUGGGAAGUCAGCAGAAGAUGGUCCAAGUACUUGGGUCCCUGCCACACAUAUGGAAGACCAGAAUGGAGUCUCUGGUUCUUGACUUCUCCUUGGCCCAGACCUGGCUAUGAUAGCCAUUUGGGGAGUGGAACAGUGUCUGGAAGCUUGCUGUCCCUCCCUCCCUCUCUCAGUCACAAACCUUAAAACAUUACUUCAGAAAUAUAUUUUAUAAAGGGUUAAGUUGGUGAAAGACAUAAAGCAAGAAUGGUAAAAUAUUUAUAACUUGGGGCAGGCAUUGUGGCAUUGUGGGUUAAGCUGUCACCUGUAAUGCAGGCAUUCCAUAUGGGCAGUGAUUCAAGUCCCAACUUCUCCACUUCCAAUCCAGCUCCCUGCAAAUGCACCAGGGAAAGCAGUGGAAGAUGGUCCCAGUAUUUGUGCUCCUGCACUCAGUGUGGGAGACCCAUUGAAGCUCGUGGCUCCUGGCUUCAGCCUGGCCAGCUGUGGCAGUUGCGGCCAUUUGGGGAGUCAAACAGCAGAUGGAAGCUCUCUCGCUGUCUUUUUAUUUUAAUGGUGUCUGUUUGUGUGUAUGUGUUUAUUUAUUUGAAAGUCAGUUACACAGAGGAAGAGAGAGAAAAGUAUUUCCAUCUGGUGCUCUCCCCAGGGGGCUACAACAGCCAGGGCUGGGCCUAGUCCAAGCCAGGAGCUUCUUCUGGGUCUCGCACAGGGGUGGCAGGUGUACAAGCACUUGAGCCAUCCUCUGUUGCUUUUCUCAGGACAUUAGCAGGGAACUGGAUUGGAAGUGGAGCAGCCAGGACUCAAACUGUGCCAAUGUGGGCUGCAUUGCAGGCAGUAGUUUUACCUGCUAUGUCACAACACCAGCCGUGUGCGAUCUCUCUCUCUCUCUCUCUCUUUGUAACUCUGCCUUUCAAAUGAAUAAAUCUCAAAAAAAAAUUAUAACUUAAAUCUGAGUGCUAUUAGCUAAAGUGAUCUCAGAUUUUUAGUGUCUCCAGGUUCAACCAAAACAAGCAAAAAUCCUCCCUAGAGAGUAACAUCAUCCUAAGCUUCACAAUGUUUCUUCCUUUUUUUUAAAGAUUUAUUUAUUUAUUUGCAAGUUACAAGAGGUUGUUACAGAGGUUGAGGGAGAGACAUCCACUGGUUCACUUCCCAAGUGGCCGGAAUGGCCGGAGGUAGGCCAGUCCAAAGCUAGGAGCCAGAAGCUUUUUUUGGAUCUUCCACAUGGGUGCAGGGGCCCAAGUACUUGGGCCAUCUUCUGCUUUCCCAGGCACAUUAGCAGGGAGGUGGAUUGGAAGUGGAGCAGCCAGGACUCAAACCAGUGCCCACAUGGGAUGCCAGCCUUACCCAUUACGCCACAACACUGACCCCUUCACAUUGUUUCUAAAAUUCACAGGGGCUACGGUCUAAAAUGCAACCUAAGAUAACAUAGCACACAAAUAGGCCAGUAUCUGUGUGAGAAACUGCAGAAAUAAAUGACUCCCUCAUUACAUAAACAUAUAUCCAUAACAUAAAUAAAAAUAAUGCAUGGCAAAAACAACAUAUAAGUUGGGACCAGAGAUAGAUGGGGGUUAGUGUUCAAAGCUCCUUUCAUUGUCCUAAGAAGGGAAAGUAUAUCAGUCAACACUAGAUACCAAUAAAGAGAUUGCAUCUUACGAUUUCUAGAAUAACCAGUCAAUAGAAAAAGGGUAUAAAUUCUGAAUGAAUAGAAGAAAAAUGAUGAAUGAUUUUAUAAAUUUUUAAAAAACAGGUCGGUGCCGUGGCUCACUAGGCUAAUCCUCUGCCUGUGGCACUGGCACCCUGGGUUCUAGUCCCAUUCGGGGCACUAGAUUCUGUCCUGAUUGCUCUUCCAGUCCAACUCUCUGCUGUGGCCCGGGAAGGCAGUGGAGGAUGGCCCAAGUGGUUGGGCCCUGCACCCACAUGGGAGACCAGGAGGAAGCACCUGGCUCCUGCUGUGGAUCGGCGCAGUGUGCCUGCCGCAGCACACGAGCCGUAGCGGCCAUUUGAGGGGUGAACCAAUGGAAGGAAGACCUUUCUCUCUGUCUCUCCCUCUCACUGUCUAACUCUGCCUGUCCAAAAACAGAAAAAAGAAAAAGAAAAGAAAAGAGGGGCCAGCACUGUCUACAGUAGGUUAAGCAUCUGCCUGCUGCACCAGCAUCCCAUAUGGGCGCCGGUUCGAGUCCCUCCUCCUUUUCUGAUCCAGCUCCCUGCUGGCGGCUAGGAAAGCAGUAGAAGAUGUCCCAAGUCCUUGGGCCCCUGCACUCACAUGGGAAACCCAGAAGAAGCUCCUGGCUGCUGGCUUCAGAUAAGCUCAGCUCCGGCCAUAUGGGGAGUGAACUAGCAAUGGAAGACCUCUCUCGCUCUGUCUUUCCCUCUGUCUGUAACUCUGCCCCUCAAAUAAAUAAAACUUAAAAAAAAAAAAAAAAAGUGAAGGGAAGGAAAAAACUUGCUUAUCUUAAUCUGUUUUGUGUUGCUGUACUGGAGACUGGGUAAUUUGUAAACAGCAGAGAUGUAUCCUUUUUUUGAAAGCACUUGGGUCAUUCACCUUUUUUUUUAAAGAUUUUUUAAAAGAUUUAUUUAUUUAUUUAUUUGAAAGUCAAAGUUACAGAGAGAGAGAGAGAGAGAGAGAGAGGUCUUCCAUUCGCUGAUUCACUCCUUGACUGCAACAGUCAGAGCUGUGCUAUCUGAAGGCAGAAGCCAGGAGCUUCCUCCGGUUCUCCCAUGCGGGUGCAGGGACCCAAGCACUUGGGCCAUCCUCUACUGCCUUCCCAGGCCACAGCAGAGAGCUGGACUGGAAGUGGAGCAGCCGGAACUGGAACUGACACUUACAUGGGAUGUCAGCAGUGCAGAUGGAAUAUUUACCCACUACACCACAGCACCAGGCCCCCCCAAAAGGAUUUUAUUACCAGUUUUUGUGUUUUUUUCUUCCUCAUACAAAAUGUUGAACUCUUUACCUAGAAUAGAGUCAAUGUUCUGUGUAUAAAGUUAAAUGAAAAUAAAUCUUAGUGAAAAAAACAAGACUGGGAACAGGAGAGGGAAGAGGACAAGAUAGGAGUGUGGAUGGGAGGGUUGGUACGGGCAGAAUUACAGAGAGAGAGAAGUCUUCCAUCCACUGGUUCAUUCUCCAAGUGUCCGCAACAGCUGGAGCUGCACCAAUCCAGGAGCCAGAAGCCAGAAACUUCUUCUGGGUCUCCCAUGUGCGUGCAGGGGCCCAAGCACUUGGGCUAUCUUCUCUGCUUUCCCAGGCCAUAGCACAAGGCUGGAUUGGAAGUGGAACAGCCAGGACUCGAACCAGUGCCCAUAUGGGAUGCCGACACUGCAGGCAGAGGCUUUACCCGCUAUGCCACAGCACCAGCCCCAAGAGAUGUAUUUCUUAAAAUUCUGGAGCUGAGAAGUUCAAGGUGAAGGGACCCACAAGUGGCUGGAGCCUUCUUGCUGCCUCAUCCCAUAGAAGAGGCAGAAGGGCAAGAGAGCAAGCAAGCAUGUGAGCAAGAGGUGGCUGAACUCCUUUUAUAACAGGUUCACUCCUGAGAUAGCAUUAAUCCACUCAUGAGGGUUACACAUUAAAACUGCAGCAAUAAUAUAUGAGGACAACGUGAAAAAAGAUGAUACAAUGCUAUUUCUAAACCAGUUAUACCAGUGAUUAGAUGUAACUGGACUAAGUACUCUAAAAUGACAAUUUUAGACUGGACUUUUAAAAUACAUAUUUUAGAUUUAUUCAUUUGGAAGGCAGAGCAACAGAGAGUGAGGGAGAAACAGUAAGAGAACGGCUCAUUUCCCAAAUGGCUGCCACAGCCAGGUCUGGGUCAGGCUGAAGCUGGGAACCAGGAAAUCCAACCUGGUCUCCCACAUGGGUGGCAGGAACCCCACUACUUGGACCAUCUUCUAUUCUCUUCAGGGGCAUCAGCAGGAAGCUGGAUUGGAAAUGGAACAGUGAGGACUUGAACUGACAAUGCAGUAUGGGAUGCCAGUGUUGCAGGCAGCUGCUUAGUCCACGUUACAACAAUGCCAGCCCAUAAAAUAUGUAUUUUAAAAUACAUAUCUUUAACAGAUACCUAGCAUUUUUGUUUUUGUUUCACUUUUGAAAAGCAGAGAGAAAAAUGACCUGCAGUAAUCAGGGCAGGGCCAGGCCAGAGCAGGAGCUAGAACUCAGAUUCUCCCCAUGUGGGUAGAAAGCACACGAGUAUUUGAGCUGCCUCCAGGAAGCACAUUAACAGGAGGCUGGAAUGGAGAGCAGAGCUGACACUUAGCCCAAACACAGGAUGCAGGUGUCACAAACAGUGCCUUGACCACUGUGCCAAACGGCUGCACCCACAUUUUCUGUUUUAAAGAGACACAUCUACCCAUGAGAAGACAAAAAAUUUGACAUUAAAAGAAUGAGGAAAGAUCUAUGAAAAAGAAAUUGAAAAAAACCUAGUAUACCCAGAAUAAUAUCAGACAAAAGAAAUAUUAAGGGGCUGGCCCUGUGGCUUAGUAGGUUAAGCCUGCCCCUGUGGCACCAGCAUCCCACAUGGGUGCUGGUUUGAGUCCCAGCUGCUUCACUUCUGAUUCAGCUUCCUAAUAAUGGCCUGGGAGUGCAGUGAAAGAUGAUCCUAGUGCUUGGGCCCCUGCACCCACGUGGGAGACCCAGAAGAAGCUCCUGGCUCCUGGCUUUGGAUCGGCCCAGCUCUGGCCAUUGUGGCCAUUUGGGGAGUGAACCAGCAAAUGUCUCCUUCUCUCUGUCUAUAAUUCUGCCUCUCAAAUAAAUAAGUAGAUAAAUCUCUUAAAAAUAAGUAAAUAGGCCGGCUCCGCGGCUCACUAGGCUAAUCCUCCGCCUAGCGGCGCCGGCACACCGGGUUCUAGUCCCGGUCGGGGCGCCAGAUUCUGUCCCGGUUGCCCCUCUUCCAGGCCAGCUCUCUGCUGUGGCCAGGGAGUGCAGUGGAGGACGGCCCAAGUGCUUGGGCCUUGCUCCCCAUGGGAGACCAGGAUAAGUACCUGGCUCCUGCCAUCGGAUCAGCACGGUGCGCCGGCCGCGGCGGCCAUUGAAGGGUGAACUAACGGCAAAGGAAGACCUUUCUCUCUGUCUCUCUCUCUCUCACUGUCCACUCUGCCUGUCAAAAAAAAAAAAAAAAAAAAGUAAAUAGAAAUUUUAAAAAACCAUUAAGACAAGAACUAUUUCUAGAGGCAAAGAUAAAAUGAUAAAAUUCAGUGGAGGACGGCCCAAGUGCUUGGGCCCUGCACCCGCAUGGGAGACCAGGAGAAGCACCUGGCUCCUGGCUUUGGAUCAGCUCGGUGCACCGGCUGCAGCGCGCCAGCCGUGGUGGCCAUUGGAGGGUGAACCAACGACAAAGGAAGACCUUUCUCUCUGUCUCUCUCUCACUGUCCACUCUGCCUGUCAAAAAAAAAAAAAAAAAACAAAAACAAAAAAAAACCACUUUUGAUAAUAAGAGGAUAAGAUAAAUUCAGAAUCACAGUGGGAGAUUUUAACACCUCUGUGCAAUUGGUUGAAGAAAUAAUGAGAGGUAAGGUGGGGCUGGCACUGUGACAUAGUGGGUAAAGUCAAAACCUGCACUGCUGACAUCCAUUAUGGGCACCAAUUCAAGUCCUGGCUGCUCCUCUUCUGAUCCGGCUCUCUGCUAUCGCCUGGGAAAGCAGUAGAAGAUGGCUCAAGUCCUUGGGCCCCUGCACCCACAUGGGAAACCUGGAAGAAGCUCCUGGCUCCUGGCUUUGAAUUGGCCCAGCUCUGGCUGUCACAGCCAUUAUGGGAGUGAACUAGUGGAUGGAAGACCUCUCUGCCUCUGCCUCUCUAACUGCCUUUUAAAUAAAUUAAUAAACUUUUAAAAAGAAGAAGAAAUAAGGAUACUAAAGACCAAACAACAUGAUUAACAAACAGCAGCCCACACAUCAAGUGAAAAAUGCUUUAAGUAUGCUUGUAACAUUGUUUUAGUGGCCAUAAAUCUGUCAACAAAAUUUAAGAAUGGAUCCAGUGUUGUGGCACAACAAGCGAAGCUGCUGCCUACAAUGCUGGCCUCCUGUAUCAGAAUUCUGGUCUGAGUCCUGGCAGCUCUGCUUCUAAUCCAGCUCCCUGCUCAUAUUCCCAGGAAAGCAGCAGAGGAUGGCCCAUGUACCUGGGCCCCUGCCACCCACGUGGGAGACCUAGAUGGAGGUCUGGGCUCCUGGCUUUGGCCUAAACCCACCCCAACUGUUGUGGCCAUUUGGACAGCGCACCAUCACAUGGAAAAUACCUCUCUCUCUUUUUCUCUCUCUUUCCAACUCCCCUCCCCUUCAAAUAAAUAAAUAAAUCUUUUUUUAAAUCACCAAUUAAGUUCCUCAGUGACAACACAAUUAAACCAGAAAUUAGUAGCGAAUAAAUCAUUGGAAUAUUAUAUUUUGCAAUUAAGGAAUGAACUUUAGAAGAAAAUAUGGAUUACAGAUAUUGCAGUGAAAAAAAUCAAAUCUUUUGAACUCAGUAAUGAAAAGCCUCAAGAUUGAGGAGUAUGACUAAAACAAUACUUAAGGGUGAAAUGGAUAGCCUUAAAUCAUAUUACAUAAGAAGAAAGACUUGGGGGCUGGUGCCGCGGCUCUCUAGGCUAAUCCUCCGCCUGCAGCACUAGCAUCUCAUACGGGCGCUGGGUUCUAGUCCUGGUUGCUCCUCUUCUAGUCCAAGCUCUCUGCUGUAGCCCAGGAAGGCAGUGGAGGAUGGCCCAAGUGGUUGGGCCCUGCACCCGCAUGGGAGACCAGGAGAAGCACCUGGCUCCUGGCUUUGGAUUGGCGCAGCGCCAGCUGUGGCGGCCAUUUGGGGGAUGAACCAACGGAAGGAAGACCUUUCUCUCUGUCUCUCUCUCUUAAAAAAAAAAAAAAAAAAAAAGACUUGGGACAGGUGUUGUGGCACCCAUGUUGGAGUGCCAGUUGAAGUCCCAAUGACUCUGUUUCUGACUCAGUUCCCUGUGAAUGUGCCAGGGAAGCAGUGGGUGAUGCCCCAAGUCAUUGGAUCCCUGCCACCCAUGUGGGAGGCUGAGAUGGAGUUCUGGCUUCCUGGUCUCAGCUCAGCCCUGGCUGUUGUAGGUAUUUGAGGAAAACCAGCAGUUGGAAGCUCUGUCUCUGUCAUUUUGCCUUUGAAGUGAAUAAAUAAAUACGUUUUUUCAAAAGAACAAUUUAAAAUGAGCUUAAUAAGCAUUUAUUUCAAACAAAAUGAAGUGACUUAAAUCCAAUUCCCAAAUAAAAGAAAUGGAAUAAGAAAAGCAGAGAUUAGAAAAGCUGAAAGCCUUUCUCCUCAGAUCUGGAACAAGACUAGGAUAUCCACUUUCACUACUCUUAUUCAAUACAGUACUGGAAGUAUUAGCAAGAGCAUUUAGGGAAGAGAAAUAAAUAAAGGGCAUACAAAUCAGAAAAGAAGUCAAAAUAUCUAUUUGCAGAUGAUGGGAUUUUGUACAUGUAAGAACCUAAACACUCCACCAAUAAGCUAUUAGAACUUAUAAGCCAAUUCAGUAAAAUUGCAGCUUACAAAAUAAACAUACCUGGAAAAGUAGCUUUUUUAUACACUAAUGGUGAGCUCACUGAAAGAGAAAUCAAGAAAAAAGAUCCUAUUCACAAUAGCCACAAAAAAAUUUAGGAAUAAAUUUAUUUUUAAAAGAUUGAUUUAUUCUUUUAUUUGAAAGGCAGAACUACAGAGAGGCAGGGGCAAAGAGAGAGAAAAAUCUUCUAGCCACUGGUUCACUCCCCAGAUGGCCACAACGACCAGAGUUGGGCCAAUCUGCAGUCAGGAGCCGGGAUCUUCUGAGCCCUUUACACAGAUGCAGGGGCCCAGGGACCUGGGCCUGCUUUCCCAGGCCACAGCAGAGAGCCAGAUCAGAAGUGGAGCAGCGGGACUUCAACCAGUGCCCAUAUGGGAUGUUGGCAACUGUAGGCAAUGCUUUACCCACUAUGCCACAGCACCAGCCUCAGGAAUAAAUUUAACCAAAGAAAUGAAAAAUCUCUACAAUGAAAAUUACAAAACAUUGAUAAAAGAAUUCAUCAAAGACAAAAAAUAUGGAGAACUAUUCCUUGCUCAUGAAUUGAAAGAAUCAAUAUGUUUAAACUGGGGCCAGUGCUGUGGUGUAGAAGAGUAAACCUUUGCCUUCAGUACUGGCAUCCCAUUUAGGUGCUGGUUCAAGUCCCUGCUACUCCAUUUCUGAUCUAGCUCUUUGUUAAUAGGCCUGAGAAAGCAAUGGAGGACAGCCCAAGUACCUGGAAGAAGCUCUUGGUACCUGGCUUUGGCCUAGCCCAGCCCCAGCCAUUGUGGCCAUUUGGGGAGAGAAUCAGCAGAUGGAAGAUCGAUCUUUCUCUCUCUCCUCUUUCUGUAUCUCUGCCUUUCAAAUAAAUAAAUAAGUAAAUACAUUUUUAAAAAUAUAUCAUUAAACUGUCUAUACUACCUAAAGUGAUCUAUAGAUUCAGUGCAAUCCCUAUCAAAAUAUCAAUGACCUUCUUUAUGGAUUUAGGAAAAACAAUCCUAAAAUUCAUAUGAAAUCACAAAAGACCUAGAAUAGCCAAAGCAAUCUUGAGAAAAAACAAUCAAACCUCAGGCAUCACAGUACCUGACUUCAAAGUACACUAAAAAGCCAGAUUAAUUAAAACAGCAUGGAACGGCAUAAAAACUUAACACAUAGACGAAUGGAACAGAACAGAGCCCAGAAAUUCAUUCACAGACAUACAGCCAACUGAUUUUUGACAGAUGUACCCAGACAUUGGAGUAAGGUUAAUCUCUUCAAUAAAUGAUGCUGGUGGGACCGGCACUGUGGUGUAGUGGGUAAAGCUGCCACCUGCAGUGCCGGCAUCCCAUAUGGGCACCAGUUCAAGUCACCGCUGCUCCACUUCCAAUCUAGCUCUCUGCUAUGGCCUGGCAAAGCAGUAGAAGAUGUCCCAAGUCCUUAGGCCCCAGCACCUACAUGGGAGACCCAGAAGAAGCUCCUGGCUUAGGAUGGAAGUCCUGUCUCUGUCUCUGUCUCUCUCUCCCCCUCCCCCUCCCCCCCUCCCUCUCCCCCUGCCUCUCUGUAACUCUGCCUUUCAAAUAAAUAAAUAAAUCUUUAAAAAAAAAUGAUGCUUGUAAAACUGGAUAUUUAUAUGUAGAAGAAUCAGAUCCAUACCUCUAACCAUUUACAAAAAUCAACUCAAGAUAUAUCAAAGGCCUAAAUGUAAGACUGAAAGCUAUGAAGUUGCUGGAAGAAAAUGUAGAGGAAAUACUCCAAGACAUUGGUGUAGGUGAUGACUUCUUAGGUAAAACCCCCAACACAAGCAACAAAAGCAAAACUAAACAAGUGGAUCUUAUCAAACUCAUAAGUGUAUGCAUUGCAAGGAAAAUUAUCUGUAGAGUGAAAAGACAUCCAACAGAAUGGGAAAAUAUACUUGCUUGCUACCUGACAAAGGAUUAAUACCUAGGAUGUAUCUGCAACUAAAAAACUCACCAAAAACAACAAAAUGACUUUAGUUAAGAAAUGGGCAAAGGAGGAGCUGGUGUUGUGGUACAGCAGGCAAAGACGCUGCCUGCGAUGCCAGCAUCCUAUGUGGGCACCAAUUCCUGUCCCAACUUUUCCACUUCCAAUCCUGCUCUUUGCUAAUCUGCCUGAGAAAGCAGCCAAAAAUGACCCAAGUACUUGGGCCUUUGUCACCCAUGUGAGACCCAGAUGAAAUAUCUGAUUCCUGGUUUGACCUGGCCCAGUCCUGGCUGGUGCAGCUAUCUGGGGUGUGAACCAGCAGAUGGAAGAUAUCUUUCUCUCCAUCUCUCCCUCUCUCUCUGUAACUCUGCCUUUCAAAUAAAUAAAUAAAUCUUUAAAAAAGGGGAUGUGUGUGGCAUAGUGGGUAAAGCCACCACCUGCAGUCCCAACAUCCAUUAUGGGUGCUGGUUUGAGUCCUGGCUACUCCACUUCCGAUCCAGCUCUCUGCUAUGUCCUGGGAAAGCAGUAGAAGAUGGCCCAAGUCCUUGGGUCCCUGCACCCAUGUGGGAGACCCGGAAGAAGCUCCUGGCUCCUGGCUUUGAAUUGGCCUAGCUCCAGCCGUCGCAGCCAUUUAGGGGAGUGAAGCAGCAGAUGGAAGACGCUCCCCUCCCCCGGCCCGGUUCUCCUUCUCUUCCUAUGUAAUUCUGACUUUCGAAUAAAUAAACUCCCAGUUCCUGCUAUCAUGGGUAUUUGGCUAGGGAAGCUGCAGAUGGGUACUCUGACCUUAUCUUUCUCUGUCUCCUUAUCUUUCUCUCUGUGUGUCUCUCUCUCUUUCCCCUAUCCUCCCUCUCAAAGAAACAAAUAAAAAUUUUAAAAUAAAAUUGGGUCAGCCGAAUAAUUUGUCCCUGGAGAUCCAAUUCUUCAAAUUGUCUUGAGAGGAAAAUACAAGCUUUUCAUGGCAUAGAUACUACCCAUCUACCAGCUAUUGGCUAUUUAGAAAUUUGUUGGUGAAAAUUUUGCCCAAACUUUGCUGCCUGUUUUACAACACGUAGUGCAGCCUGGUUCUACAAUUCAUUCUCUGCAAUUCAUGGGCUCUGUUUAAUAACAUUCAGAUUCUCCUUGGUUCGAUUCUGUUCUGUUCUUUUUUUUCUUCCUUCCUCCCUCCUUCCCUCCCCUCCCCUCCCCUUUCCUUCCCUUCCCUCCUUCCAAGAUUUAUUUAUUUGAAAGGCAGAGUUAGAAAGGGAGAGACAGAUCUUCCAUCCAUUAGUUUACUCCCUAAAUGGCUGCAACAGCCUGGGCUAAACCAGGCCACAGCCAGGAGCCUGAAACUGCCAUCUGGUCUCCCAUAUGGGUGGCAGGGGCCCAAAUACUUGAGCCAUCUUCCACUGCUUUUCCCAGGCAUAUUAGCAGGGAGCAGAAUCAGAAGUGGAACAUCCAGGACUCAUACCUGCACUCAUGGGCUGCCGACAUCACAGGCUGUGGCUUAACCUGCUGUGCCUCAGUGCCAGCUCUUCCCUUCAGUUUUCAACACCCUCAGGUUAACCAUAAUGACCACAGCUUCUGUUUGGUGUCACUUGGUAUGCAUACCCAAAACAUAGAAUCUUAUUGGAAUGAAUGUAAGCAAAGCACAAGACUGUAAGAGGAAUUCAUUUCAAUAUGUGGGGGUCAUAUUUGGCCAAAUUUACCUGGGAUGAUCAAUUUGGGAAUAGUUCUUUCAAUUCCCUUUUGCUGUGUGUAUCAGAACAAUUUCAAGUUAAUAAUAUGAUGUUUGCGGGAACAGUUGUUUGGCAUAGCAAGUAAAACGCUGCUUAAGAUACCCAUAUCUUUUCUUUUUUCUUUCUUUCUUUCUUUCUUUUUUUUUUUUUUUUUUUUUUUUUUUUUGACAGGCAGAGUGGACAGUGAGAGAGAGAGACAGAAAGAAAGGUCUUCCUUUUUGCCGUUGGUUCACCCUCCAAUGGCCGCCGCGGCCAGCCACCGCACUGAUCCGAUGGCAGGAGCCAGGUACUUCUCCUGGUCUCCCAUGGGGUGCAGGGCCCAAGCACUUGGGCCAUCCUCCACUGCACUCCCUGGCCACAGCAGAGGGCUGGCCUGGAAGAGGGGCAACCGGGACAGAAUCCGGCGCCCCGACCGGGACUAGAACCCGGUGUGCCAGCGCCGCAAGGCGGAGGAUUAGCCUAGUGAGCUACGGCGCCGGCCAAGAUACCCAUAUCUAACACCUGAGUGCCUGGGUUUAAUUACCAGCUCUGGGCUGGCACUGUGGCAUAGCAGGUAAAGCUCCCACUGGUGGUGCCAGCAUCCCAUAUAGGCACUGAUUCAAGUCCUGGAUGCUCUGUUUCCAAUCCAGCUCCCUGCUGGUACAUCUUGGAAGGCAGUGGAGGAAGUCUGUGGGCCCCUGCACCCACAUGGGAGACCCAAAAGAAGCUCCUGACUCCUGACUUCAGACAGGCCCAGCUCAGCCCAGUUGCAUAAAUAAAUAAAUCUUAAAAAAAAAAUUACCAGCUCUGCUUCCAAUUCCAGCUUCCUGCUGAUAUGCACGGUGGAUGGCAACAAGUGAUGGCUUGGGUGCUUUGGUUCCUGCCAUCCACAUAAGGGACUCCUGGCCUCUGGCUUUGGCCUGGCUCAGACCCAUUUGUGAGAUGCAGGAAAUGAACCAGUAGAGAAUGGGAGAUACCUCUCUCUCUCUGAAGGUAGGAGAGAACGUCCACUUUGAUUAUGGCCCUGUCUAAAUAAUGUCAGAGUUUGUGGACUCUGGAAGCUUCCAUAGCCUUGACAGUUCAUGACAAGAGCCUCGGGUGAUCACUGACGUCAUAAACAAGAGUGUCAAUUGUUUAAUCAACAACAGGAGUCACUGUGCACUUGCUCCCCAUGUAGGGAUAAAUAAUUUUAAAAUAAUAGCAUGAUGUUUUGAUUAAUAUAUUUCUUUUUAUUGUAUAUAUCAUCAGGGCCAAAUUUCUUCAAUUUUAUGUGUCUGAGAAAUAAAUUGUUCAGUUGACUCAUAAAAUGAAUAAAAGGCAUGUGAAAGAAACAAAAUUCUCAGUAGUUAAAGAUUGCAUAAUUGUAUACAUGGAGAUCCAGAAUCCCCUAAUAAUCAGAUUAUUAGGAUAAGAGUUUAGAGAAUUUGUUACUUAAACUUUUAAGUUUUUCUAAAUACCAGCAACAGAAUUAGAAAAUGAAGUUUUUAAUAUAUACAAUUUUCAAUCCAACUAAAAAUAUUCAUAUAUGCCUCCUAGAAAUAAAUCUAACAAAAAUAUGCAAGGACCCUCCCCUCUUCUUUUUUUGUAAGGCAUUUUUGGAGAAACUCAAAGCUCCAUUAAAAGAAGCUUCAAAGGAAGCCUGACUAAAUGGGGAGGUUAGCAUGUCCAUGAUUGGAAAGCUCGAUAUUAUAAAGACAUCAGUUUUAUGAUUGAGCAAAUGAGCAAUUCCUGUCAAAAUAUCAACAAAAGUAUUUUUGUUUGUUUUGCUUUAUUUUGGAACUUGGUAGUCCGUUUCUUAAAUCUACUAGAGUAAGGAGCCAAGAAAAUCCAAGCCUCUUGUUAUGGUUUGGAUAAUAAUUUGGGUGUCCCCCAAAGGCUCAUGUUUAAGGGCUUGAUCCCCAAAGUCUUUUUUUAAAGAUUUUAAUAUUUGAGAGGUAGAGUCACAGACAGUGAGAGGGAGAGGAGACAGAGAGAAAGGUCUUCCUUCUGCUGGCUCACUCCCCAGAUGGCUGCAACCUUCAGAGCUGAGCUGAUCCAGAGCCAGGAGCUUCUUCUAGGUCUCCCAUGUGGGUACAGGGGCCCAAGCACUUGGUCCAUCUUCUACUGCUUUCCCAGGAGCAUUAGCAGGGAGCUGGAUUGGAAGAGGAGCAGCCAGGACUAGAAUCAAUGCCCAUAAGGGAUUCGGUGCUGCAGGCAGAGGAUGAACUUAUUGUGCCACAGCACCCCCCCUCCAAAGUCUUAAUAUCAGUGGAUUGAGGGUGAAAAUCCAAUUAUGGUAUCUGAAGGUAGGGCCUUGGAAAGUGCUUAGAUUGGAUGAAGCUGCUAGGAUAGAGCCAAUGAUUGAAUCAGACAGAUCUGUAAGGGGAAGAUCACAUGCAGGCGUAGGGGAUGUUCAGCCUAUGGGCCAUAUAUGGCCCUGUGAAGUCCCCGGCACUGCCUAGGCAAGUGCAAGUGGAACUUGAAAUUCAAUAAAUCUGUAGCAUGCUAAAUUUUAAGUUGAUAAUUUCGUAUGCUCCAGAAAUGGUGUUAUAAAAAUACCCAAAUGGCCCUGGACAGAAGGACAUUUUCCCACCCUGAUAGAGAAUAGAUGAUGAGUGUGGGCUUUGUCUCCUCCUCUCAGCUUCCUGACUGACCUUGUGAUCCUCCCUCUGCUUGGCUUCUGCCAUCCUUUGCCCUCAGCAGAUGCCAGACCUGAUCUUAGACUGUGAGUCCCUAAGUGUCAAAGGGAUCACACAAAUAAAAUCAAUAUCUGCUAAUAAUAACUGAUAGAAUUAAAAAGGAGAGAACCAUUCAACAUGGGAAGCAGGACACACAGCAGACUCAUAGAAUGACAAAUACCCUAAACAGCACUCUGGCCUCAGAAUCAGCCCUUAAGGCAUUCGGAUCUGGUUAAAAAAGCCCAUGAGAGUUUCUCAGGCAUGGAAAGCCAAGACACUGGCAAAAAAUGACCUAAAUGAAAGAUCUCUGUGAGUGAGGUCCCAGUGGAAAGAAGGGAUCAUUAAAGGAGGAGGUACCUUUCUCUGAAGGUAGGAGAGAACGUCCACUUUGAUUAUGGCCCUGUCUAAAUAAUGUCAGAGUUUGUGGACUCUAGAGGCUUCCAUAGCCUUGGCAGUUCAUGACAAGAGCCUCAGGUGAUCACUGACGUCAUAAACAAGAGUGUCAAUUGUUUAAUCAACAACAGGAGUCACUGUGCACUUGCUCCCUAUGUAGGACCUCUGCCCUUAAUGUGUUGUACUAUGAGGAUUAAUGGUAAAACUAGUCUUCAAACAGUACUUUAUACUUUGUAUGUCUGUAUGGGUGCAAACUGUUGAAAUCUUUACUUAGUAUAGAGUUGAUCUUCUGUAUAUAAAGAUAAUUAUGGCCAGCGCUGCGGCUCACUAGGCUAAUCCUCCACCUGUGGCGCCAGCACCCCGGGUUCUAGUCCCGGUUGGGGCACUGGAUUCUGUCCCGGUUGCUCCUCUUCCAGUCUAGCUCUCUGCUGUAGCCCUGGAAGGCAGUGGAGGAUGUUCCAAGUGCUUGGGCCCCUGCACCCACAUGGAAGACCAGGAAGAAGCACCUGCUCCUGGCUUUGGGUCGGCUCAGUGCACCAGCUGUAGCAGCCAUUUGGGGGGGUGAACCAACGGAAGGAAGACCUUUCUCUCUGUCUCUGUCUGUCUCUGUCUCUCUCUCUCUCUCUCACUAACUCUGCCUGCCCCCCCCCCAAAAAAAGAGAGUUUGUGUAAAAUAAACCAGCUCUACAUUGAAAAGAAAAGAUAAUUAAAAAUGAAUCUUAAUGAAGAAUGGGGUGAGAGA